This is a messenger RNA of Meloidogyne enterolobii, 594 nucleotides long. The record is from the annotation of a GenBank genome assembly. Lineage: Eukaryota; Metazoa; Nematoda; Chromadorea; Rhabditida; Meloidogynidae.
AUGAUUUGGGGAGGGAAUACAAUAGGUGAAGAGGAUGAGGACGAUGAAACUAUUCAAGACAACAACAACAAUAAUCACGAAUUAACAGCAUCUAAUCAAAUAUAUCCAGUUAAAAGUCCCCCCAUUGGUUCCAGAUUUAUUGGAAAAGUUGCGAUUAUUACUGAAUCAAAUUGCGCAAUAGACAGGGCAACAGCUAUUUUAUUGGGAAAAGAAGGGGCAAAGGUAACAAUACAUGGAACUGUUGAGAAGGAAUUGAGGGAAACAAUAGUUAAAAUGGUUAGAGCAGGAAUUAGUCAAGAUAAUAUUCUUGUUGUGCAAGGAGUUAUUGAAAACGAUCAGACCCUAAAAAACCUUGUAGACAAAACCUACAGCAAAUUUGGCCGAAUUGAUAUACUGGUGAACAGUGCUGGGGCAAUCGGGAGAACUCAAGGCAGUAAUUCUCCAGCUUCCUCUAUUUCCAACAAAUUAAAACACAAUAUAAAUAGGCAAAAUAGUGGAAGUGUUGAUAGUGAUAGGGAAGAAAAUGAUUUAUUGGAAGAUGAUGGAAAGCCUAGUGGAAGUUUCAGAAAUUCACUUGCUAGCAGGCGACGGUGA